This is a messenger RNA of Trachemys scripta elegans, 1191 nucleotides long. RefSeq names its product C-reactive protein (gene CRP). NCBI's taxonomy places the organism in Eukaryota, Metazoa, Chordata, Testudines, Emydidae. The transcript is spliced from 5 exons. Gene Ontology annotation, biological process: innate immune response. Gene Ontology annotation, molecular function: complement component C1q complex binding. The coding region runs from base 1 to 951 and encodes 316 amino acids. The record is from RefSeq and is a predicted model, not a curated record.
AUGCAACAAAGGGUCCUGUGUUUGUUAUUGUUAGCAGGGACUAUGGAAUCAAUACAAGAAAAUGUGUCCUUGGCAUUAGCCUGUACACAGGCCCAGGAAAUAAGCAGAGGCCCGCGGCCCCCCUACCCCAGCCCGGGCAGAGAGCUGCAGCUGCAGUGUGACGUCCCAGGGGAUCCUGGCCCCCUGGAGUUCCUGUGGACAAAGGAAGGCAGCGAUGUCCCCCUGCAGAUAAACCCUGACCGCAUCCUCACCCUUCCUCCCGUCGGCAAGAAUGAAACUGGCACCUACAUCUGCACGGCCACCAGUGCCUGGGGCAGCUCUGUGGCCAAGUACAGCCUGGAGAUGAUCGACCUCUUCCGUAAGGUGUUUGUUUUCCCGAGAGCAUCCAACGACUCCUAUGUUAUCCUGAAGCCGAAGCCAGAGCAGCCACUGCAGAAUUUUACCGUGUGUCUGAGAUCCUACACUGACCUGCCCCGGCCAUACGCCCUCUUCUCCUAUGCCACCAAGGCCUAUGACGACGAGAUCCUGCUCUUCAAAUCCAGCUCCAGGGAGUACAGACUAUACGUGGGGGGGGAAUUUGUGACCUUCAGAGUCCCAGAGACCCGUAUGGACUGGGAGCACGUCUGUGCCACCUGGGAAUCCGCCACGGGCAUAGCCGAGCUUUGGGUGAACGGGAAGCCCUUACCCAGGAAAGGGCUGCGGAAAGGCUACUCCGUCAGUACUGAGGCUGUGAUCAUCCUGGGGCAGGAGCAGGACUCCUUCGGGGGCGGGUUUGAUUUAUAUAAUUCUUUUACAGGUGAAAUGACUGACGUGUACAUGUGGGACCAUGUCCUCUAUGACAUGCAAUCUAUAAUGUGGGGUGGGUCCUUUUCCCGCUACAUCUUUGGCUGGAAUAAUUUGCACUAUGAAUUAGUAGGUGAUGUGUUCCUGAAACACAGGCUGUUAUUCUGAUCCUGUGAGCACAGGCCGCAUUCAGUAGCGGUGCAGCCCCGGCCAAAGCUCCAACUCCUGCUGUCUGCUUUCAGAGAGUGACCUGCCCCCGGGGCGUGCUGUCUGCAGCUAUGAACCAGACAUGCCAAACCCGCAGCAAAAACGCAGAAAUUGGGCUUGUUUUUGGCUUAAUUGGCUUGUGAGUUGCUUGUUGGCUAGUUUUGGCUUGUAGCUUGUGGCUUCUUAUUUUUUUUUAUUGGC